CAACAUCAUGACAACAGAGAAGAGUUUAGUGGCUGAGGCUGAAAAUUCACAGCACCAACAACAGAAGGAAGAAGGUGAGGGAGUCACAAAUUCAGGUCAACAAGAAACUCAGCUGGAAGAGCUUUCUCAAGAGGCAGCUGAGGGAGAUAAUCAUUGUGAGCAGAAGCUGAAAACAUCUAAUGGAGAUACCCCUACACAUGAAGACUUAACCAAGAACAAGGAGCGGACAUCAGAAAACAGGGGUCUGUCACGGCUGUUCUCAUCAUUUCUCAAAAGACCAAAGUCUCAGGUUUCUGAGGAAGAAGGCAAGGACGUAGAGUCAGCUAAAGAGAAAUGUGAAGGAGGUCAGAAAGAGAUAGAAUUUGGAACCAGUCUUGAUGAAGAGAUCAUUUUAAAAGCCCCAAUUGCAGCUCCUGAACCUGAACUCAAAACAGACCCAUCCUUGGAUCUUCAUUCAUUAAGCAGUGCAGAAACUCAGCCUGCUCAGGAAGAACACAGAGAAGAUCCAGAUUUUGAAACUAAGGAAGGAGGGGGACUUGAAGAGUGCUCUAAAAUAGAAGUAAAAGAAGAAAGUCCUGAGUCAAAAGCAGAAAGAGAAUUAAAAGCUUCCCAGAAAUCAAUCAGAAGACACAGAAACAUGCACUGCAAGGUUUCUUUGUUGGAUGAUACAGUUUAUGAAUGUGUUGUGGAGAAACAUGCUAAGGGACAAGAUUUGCUUAAACGAGUGUGUGAGCAUCUCAAUCUUUUGGAAGAGGACUACUUUGGUCUAGCCAUUUGGGAUAAUGGAGCCUCUAAGACGUGGCUGGAUUCUGCCAAAGAAAUAAAAAAGCAGUUUCGUGGUGUCCCCUGGAAUUUCACAUUUAAUGUAAAGUUUUAUCCACCUGAUCCAGCACAGUUGACAGAAGAUAUAACAAGAUAUUAUUUAUGCCUUCAGCUCCGACAGGACAUAGUUUCAGGACGUCUGCCCUGUUCCUUUGCAACCUUAGCAUUAUUAGGUUCUUACACCAUCCAGUCUGAGCUGGGAGACUAUGACCCAGAACUUCAUGGUGCAGAAUAUGUUAGUGAUUUUAAACUGGCCCCAAAUCAGACCAAGGAACUUGAAGAGAAGGUCAUGGAACUGCAUAAGUCAUACAGGUCCAUGACUCCAGCUCAAGCUGACCUGGAAUUUCUUGAGAAUGCCAAAAAGUUGUCUAUGUAUGGUGUUGACCUUCAUAAAGCAAAGGACUUGGAGGGAGUGGAUAUCAUCCUAGGUGUCUGCUCUAGUGGCCUUCUGGUUUAUAAAGAUAAGCUGAGAAUCAACCGCUUCCCUUGGCCCAAAGUUCUGAAGAUUUCUUACAAACGUAGCAGCUUUUUCAUCAAGAUCCGUCCUGGAGAGCAAGAACAAUAUGAGAGUACCAUUGGAUUCAAACUUCCCAGUUACCGAGCAGCUAAGAAAUUAUGGAAAGUUUGUGUAGAGCAUCACACGUUUUUUAGACUGACAUCAACAGAUACCCUUCCUAAAAGCAAAUUUCUUGCACUGGGAUCCAAAUUUCGAUACAGUGGCCGGACUCAGGCUCAGACCAGGCAAGCUAGUGCUCUGAUUGACAGGCCUGCCCCACACUUCGAGCGUACAGCAAGCAAACGGGCAUCCCGGAGCCUUGAUGGAGCAGCAGCUGUUGAUUCAGACCGAAGUCCUCGGCCCACCUCCGCACCAGCCAUUGCUCAGAGUCAGGAUGCAGAAGGCACCGUUCCAGGUGCACCUGUCAAAAAAACAGUCGUUUCUAAAGCACAGAAGGAAACAGUGAAGGAUGAAGAGAAAAAGGAAGAAGGGCCACCUGACCAAGCUGAGCCAGAGCCCACAGAAGUGUGGAAGGAUUUAGACAAAAGUCAAGAAGAGAUAAAAAAGCAUCAUGCCAGCAUCAGUGAGCUGAAAAAGAACUUCAUGGAAUCUGUACCAGAACCACGGCCUAGUGAGUGGGAUAAACGCUUAUCCACUCACUCCCCAUUCCGAACACUUAACAUCAAUGGGCAGCUUCCCACAGGAGAAGGACCUCCCCUGGUGAAGACUCAAACCGUCACCAUCUCAGAUACUGCCAACUCGGUGAAGAGUGAAAUCCCAACCAAAGAUGUCCCUAUUGUUCACACUGAAACCAAGACCAUCACUUAUGAGGCUGCCCAGACCGACGACAGCAAUGGGGACUUAGACCCAGGAGUAUUGCUGACAGCUCAGACCAUCACAUCUGAGACCACAAGCAGUACAACCACAACUCAGAUUACUAAGACUGUAAAAGGUGGGAUUUCAGAGACCCGGAUUGAGAAGAGAAUUGUGAUCACAGGAGAUGCCGAUAUUGACCAUGAUCAGGUCCUCGUACAGGCCAUCAAGGAGGCAAAGGAGCAGCACCCAGACAUGUCAGUGACCAAGGUGGUCGUCCAUCAGGAGACUGAAAUCUCUGAGGAAUGAGCUCAGGAACUGUCCUACCCCAAAUCCCUGCCUGUCUCCCAUCCGAGAGAAAAACCAGCAAAAUGAUAAAGAAGCUUACCUGCAAUAGUCAGACAUCAGGCUUUCAAAAUUACUCUAAACCACCAGAAAAUUAAUUUCAUUUUCUAUUUGGAGUUUAUACCAAGA
Canis lupus familiaris (dog) is the source of this 2605-nucleotide messenger RNA. RefSeq names its product erythrocyte membrane protein band 4.1 (gene EPB41). The record is from RefSeq and is marked provisional. Gene Ontology annotation, molecular function: structural molecule activity; actin binding. Gene Ontology annotation, cellular component: cytoskeleton; plasma membrane. NCBI's taxonomy places the organism in Eukaryota, Metazoa, Chordata, Mammalia, Carnivora, Canidae. Gene Ontology annotation, biological process: cortical actin cytoskeleton organization.